Mesorhabditis spiculigera is the source of this 2625-nucleotide messenger RNA. The record is from the annotation of a GenBank genome assembly. NCBI's taxonomy places the organism in Eukaryota, Metazoa, Nematoda, Chromadorea, Rhabditida, Rhabditidae.
AUGACCGUCAACCGCAGCGAGUACAGCGCCAAGGCCGGCGAACGUUACGAUGUCGUCAAGCCGAAAGAAUCCGACCUGCUUCGAGGAGAUGGUCACUUCGAGGGCCAAACCCAGAAUCAGAAGGACUUCCAAGCAGGACGAGGUGAUCGUUACGAUGCUGUGAAACCUGGAGCAUCAGACAUCUGGAACAAGGAAGGCGGCGUCGAGCAGAUGACCGUCAACCGCAGCGAGUACAGCGCCAAGGCCGGCGAACGCUACGAUGUCGUCAAGCCGAAAGAAUCCGACCUGCUUCGAGGAGAUGGUCACUUCGAGGGCCAGACCCAGAAUCAGAAGGACUUCCAAGCAGGACGAGGUGAUCGUUACGAUGCUGUGAAACCUGGAGCAUCAGACAUCUGGAACAAGGAAGGCGGCGUCGAGCAGAUGACCGUCAACCGCAGCGAGUACAGCGCCAAGGUCGGCGAACGCUACGAUGUCGUCAAGCCGAAGGAGUCGGACUUGUUGAGGGGAGACGGCCACUUCGAAGGCCAGACCCAGAAUCAGAAGGACUUCCAAGCAGGACGGGGCGAUCGCUAUGAUGCUGUGAAGCCUGGAGCAUCAGAUAUCUGGAACAAGGAAGGCGGCGUCGAGCAGAUGACCGUCAACCGCAGCGAGUACAGCGCCAAGGCCGGCGAACGCUACGAUGUCGUCAAGCCGAAAGAAUCCGACCUGCUUCGAGGAGAUGGUCACUUCGAGGGCCAGACCCAGAAUCAGAAGGACUUCCAAGCAGGACGAGGCGAUCGCUAUGAUGCUGUGAAGCCUGGAGCAUCAGACAUCUGGAACAAGGAAGGCGGCGUCGAGCAGAUGACCGUCAACCGCAGCGAGUACAGCGCCAAGGCCGGCGAACGCUACGAUGUCGUCAAGCCGAAAGAAUCCGACCUGCUUCGAGGAGAUGGUCACUUCGAGGGCCAGACCCAGAAUCAGAAGGACUUCCAAGCAGGACGAGGUGAUCGUUACGAUGCUGUGAAACCUGGAGCAUCUGACAUCUGGAACAAGGAAGGCGGCGUCGAGCAGAUGACCGUCAACCGCAGCGAGUACAGCGCCAAAGCUGGAGAACGUUACGCCGUUGUUAAGCCAAAGGAGUCCGAUUUGCUGAAAGGAGAUGGGAAGUUCGAGGGCAAAACACAGAACCAGACAGAUUUCCUUCCCCAGGUUGGGAAUCGUUUGGAUGCUGUCCGGCCGCAAGACUCAACGCUUUUCAAGUCAUCCGAUAAAUUCACGGUCGACUCGGUGCAUCGCUGCGAAUUCACCGGGGCUCCAGGAGAGCGGUUCGAAAAGCGGGUGCCGAGCGCAAACCUAAAGGUUGGGCUGGGUGACAUGGAGCUGACUACACAGUAUGAUUCCGACAAUAUCUGGCGAAGAAGACCGCGUCAGGCGGGAAGCCAAAGCGACAUCCCGACGCUGCCGCCGUUGACUCCGGUGAAGCCAUCGCAGACGCGUUCAACGGAAUCUCUGUUCGUCGACACAAACAUGGACUUCGGGACGAACUAUCGAGAAGCCUUCCGCGGAUGCCACUCGGAUGUGCGGUUGCAGCCCAUUCGUCGUGGCGACAAUAUCAUAUCCCCCGGCGGAGCAAUGGUCAGCAACACCGAGUACCGCCAGUCCUACGUCCCGACAAAGGCCGAUCGGGGACAGGCCUGCCAGCCGACUUCCUCCCUAAAACUGGAAGGCGGCCAAAGUAUGCAUAGCAAUUAUGAUAUGGAAUUCCGCUUCAAACAAGUCCAAUGCCUGGCGGAAGUUUUUGGGUUGUCGACCGGAAAUACUGGAACGAAGGAGCGAGCGCCGUUUCAAGAUAUUGCUAGCCAAUCGGUUGGGCUGAUCAAUUAUCUGCAGACUAUUCAGAAGAACCCGGACAAUCAACUUGUCAAAAGAUUACAAAGCCCUUUGCCGCAAGUAAACUUUGUCAACGGAUUACCCGUGAUCCCGGGAGUUGUCGGGUCGUUGCCCGGCGCCGGGGCCUGUCUGCCAAAGGGUUCGCCUUUGGUGAAACAACGCUCACCGAGCUUCUUUCAAAAUAUUGUCCGCAACAUUCCGGGCGCCCAUGAUUACUUAUCUUCAUUUUUGCCAUCCCCGAAAGUCGACAUUGACGCUCUCUAUGGCAACUAUCAUUGGGCCAUAUAUACCCCUUCCGUACAUGAUCGUUUCUGCCCUUUGACUGAAUUCGCUCCAUCGGCCAAAAAAGGGAACGCGACCGCAUUCAGUGUAGCGGAAAAGUUUCGCACUAAAAAUGAGAAUGGUGGCGAAAAGGUAGCGCUUGGCUACGGGCUUAUGAACAACGGCAACACCUAUGUUUACUUCCAGGACGAUCCUUGCCCAUGUGGGAUAAUUCGGCUUUUACACCAAUCUGGACAGUAUGAAUACGUGGUGCUGUCGAACUGGGCCCGGUUUCCAGUGAUCGCUAUGGCGCGCGACAUUCGAAGCUUUUACAAGGCGCACAAGGAUAAGCUGGAGGAUGCGCUGACGAAGGAGGGAUUCUCGACUGAAUAUGCUGGCUUGACGACCGGGCACCUCUCUUACGUCGACUGGUCAAAGUGCCGGCCCGCCACUCCAGUGUCGUACCUUCGCAACGUUUUGACCGAACUUUUCGGC